UCCACUGUCCGCAUGGCGCAUGCUCCAGUUAGCUUUGGGCUAAUUCAACAGAAGCGUCAGUGGUUACCCAGUACUCUGUUUUGAACUACUACAUUAACGCGAUGGCAACUGAAGCGAAACGACACAAGGUGGAUUACAGUUCAGAGAUUAAUCCGCUGCAGAACUUUCUACAGUGGUGCAACAUAGUCGGCGUGAGACUCAGCCAUAAGGUGUGUGUGAGUAAAGAGGGAACAGUGGCAGAGUAUGGGAUGCUGGCUAAAGACAACAUAGAGGAGGGGGAGGUUUUAUUCACCAUCCCAAGAUCAGCUCUUCUCCACCAGCAAACAACCAUGGUCUCUGCCGUGCUGGAGAAAGAGAGGUCAUCUCUGGAGAGCCCCUCUGGCUGGGUUCCCCUGCUGCUGGCUCUGCUGUAUGAAUAUACAUCUUCACAGUCCAACUGGAAACCCUACCUCUUUCUGUGGACCAACUUCAAGUCACUGGACCACCCGAUGUUCUGGUCUAAAGAGGAGAGAGACGGCCUACUGAGGGGAACGGGUAUUCCAGAGGCUGUAGAAACAGACCUGGUGAACAUCCAGAGGGAAUAUACACAUGUGGUUCUUCCCUUUAUCAAAAAGCACCCUGAUCUGUGGAACCCCAGCACACACACACUGGAGCUGUACACAGAGCUUGUGGCCUUUGUCAUGGCCUACAGUUUCCAAGAGCCACAGGAAGAGGAGGACGACGAUGAAGAUGAUGAUGACGACGAGGACGAGGAGAAAACCCCUAACCCACCGAUGAUGGUUCCAAUGGCUGACAUGCUUAACCAUGUGUCUAAUCACAAUGCUAAUCUGGAGUUUACACUGGACAGUUUGAAGAUGGUCUGCGUGCGCCCUAUUCAUAAAGGCGAGGAGGUGUUUAACACCUACGGGCAGAUGGCCAACUGGCAGCUGCUGCACAUGUAUGGCUUCACGGAGCCGCAUCAAAACAACACCAACGACACCGCUGACAUCCCCAUCACCAACUUCUACAAAGUCGCAACGCAAGGUAUUCAGUCCGAUCAGGACCGGCAGCUGGUGGAGGAGAAGUGGGAGAUGCUGCGUGAGAUGAUGCAAGAGAAAGCCGUCUUUGUGUUUGGGAAGCAGGGCUGCCUCACCGACGCAGAGCUGCAUUCUGCCCUCAAGGUGCUGUGCAUGUCAGAGGAGGAGUUCUCAGAGUUCAAAGAAAACGAAGGAUGGGAGGAAGAUGAGGAAGACGAGAUUUCCCUUGCGUUCUCUAACGAGGGUCUCCCUGGAUUAAAGGCUCCGUGGAAAUGGCUAAUUCAUGAAGCUGCCCGCCUGACUGCGAGUUCCUUCGGAGACUGGGAGGAGGGAGGGGCUGUAGCUGAAGGGCUGCGCAGCCGGCAGCAGCGUGCCCUUCAGGUGCGCUGCGGACAGAGGAGCAUCCUGCACAGACUGAUGGAGCUCACCAAGUCGUGACUCCAGCAGUGAGGCCGACCAAAGUCCUUUUUAUAUCAAGAAGCAACACAAAAUGUCUCCUAAAACACCCCAUCAAUAAAAGCUUUUUUUU
Messenger RNA from Eleginops maclovinus (Patagonian blennie), 1545 nucleotides. It is a transcript of the gene setd6, whose product is annotated as SET domain containing 6, protein lysine methyltransferase. The record is from RefSeq and is a predicted model, not a curated record. Bases 102 to 1454 code for a protein of 450 amino acids. NCBI's taxonomy places the organism in Eukaryota, Metazoa, Chordata, Actinopteri, Perciformes, Eleginopidae. The transcript has 9 exons. Gene Ontology annotation, molecular function: protein binding; protein-lysine N-methyltransferase activity. Gene Ontology annotation, biological process: peptidyl-lysine monomethylation. Gene Ontology annotation, cellular component: nucleus.